AUGGCUCGAACGAAAAUAACAGCUCGAAAAAACCCUAGCCCUAACACGCCCACUUCUUCAUCAUCAUCUCCACCAUCUUCUCCAUUUCUAAGUUGUUCACCCUCACCACCACCUAGACCAACUCCUCCAAAAGAAUCAUGUAAAAACACAUUCUCAGACUACUUGUCCUCAUCUCCAGAUUCAAACCCUAAUCCAACUUCUCUCAACCCAUUAUCAAUUGUACUUCCCCAUCUCUUCCAAAGAUCCGCUCCUAAUCUAUGCGAAAUUCCUCCACAUCUUUGCAUAUCUUUUUCUAAACCUACUGAAGCCAAGAGACGUUCCUUGCACGUCUCGGCUGGAAUCAGAACAUCAAAGGCAAAACACACCAAACCCACCGUGUUUGUCAUCUCCGAUUAUGACGAUUAUGAGCCAUCUAUACCAAACCCAACAAAAUCUUCCAACCCUCUCAAACCCUGCGAACCAUCUACAUCUUCACUUCCAACAGAACCCUCUCAAUCAAUACCUCCUAAUCAAAAAAGGAAGUCCAUGACUGAGAUUUUUUCAUCAACAAAACUUUCUCAACCCUCUCCAACAAAAACCACUUCAAAACCACAAAACUUAAAGGUCAAAACCACCAUCACAUUUUCUCAGUACUCAGUUCUAAACCUUAACAAGAAGGAAGUCGUUGCUGACCUGUUUCAAGAAGGUUGCAAAAACUAUAUGUCUACAUCUUUAAAGCCCAUUUGCAAAGUCUUCAACAGUAUCAGUCAGCAUUCGAUCUUGCCUCACUGUGAGAGUCACGAGUAUGUCUCCGAUAAUGAUGCGUUGGUCAUCCAUCACCUCCUUAACUACAAGAGAGUUAAUCUUACCUACAUCGUAAUUCAGAACAUGGUAUCUGCCACAAAUAAGGACUACAAGAAAAACACAGUCCCUUAUGACAUGCUUCUUUCCAAGAUUUUUAGCUAUUUUAACAUCCCUCUAUCUUCUGAAUCAUCCACAAUAAAAAUUUCAAAAUUUUCUUCCAAGAAUGUGUAA
Messenger RNA from Cicer arietinum (chickpea), 1014 nucleotides. Lineage: Eukaryota; Viridiplantae; Streptophyta; Magnoliopsida; Fabales; Fabaceae. The record is from RefSeq and is a predicted model, not a curated record.